Armigeres subalbatus is the source of this 855-nucleotide messenger RNA. It is a transcript of the gene Dhfr, whose product is annotated as dihydrofolate reductase. Gene Ontology annotation, cellular component: mitochondrion. NCBI's taxonomy places the organism in Eukaryota, Metazoa, Arthropoda, Insecta, Diptera, Culicidae. Gene Ontology annotation, molecular function: dihydrofolate reductase activity; NADP binding. Bases 163 to 723 code for a protein of 186 amino acids. The record is from RefSeq and is a predicted model, not a curated record. The transcript is spliced from 2 exons. Gene Ontology annotation, biological process: dihydrofolate metabolic process; glycine biosynthetic process; folic acid metabolic process.
AUUAUAAUUCGCGCAUUCUGUGUAUCGUUAUCGCUCGUAGAGUAUGGUGUGUCUAUUAUAUGAUAUGAAAAUUUAAUAGCAAUUGUUGUCCAUAAACCGGUUACUUUUUUAUCAGUUCUAAACCGAACUGCAUUUGUUAAUAUUGAGUCGUUUAUUGUAAAUAUGAAAAAAUUCAGCUUGAUCGUUGCUGUUUGUGCUAAUGGAGGAAUAGGAAUCAAAGGCGAUCUACCUUGGAGGUUGAAGCAAGAGUUGAAAUAUUUUUCAAGAAUGACGAAGAAAAAACAGGACACUAGCAAACGCAAUGCCAUAAUAAUGGGACGGAAGACUUACUUCGGUGUACCUGAAACGAAACGACCGUUACCGGAGAGACUGAACAUUAUUCUUACCCGCGAUCCCAGUGCCCACGUCUACCCGCCCGAUGUGAUGGUGUGUACAAGCAUGCAGGAUGCUUUGAACAGGCUUGAUGAGACUCCGCUGGUGGAUGAAAUCGAAAACAUAUGGAUUGUCGGUGGCAAUGCAGUCUACAAGGAAGCGAUGCAGUCUGCCAGAUGCCAUCGUAUAUAUCUAACGGAGAUCAAGAAGACAUUUGAAUGUGAUGCUUUUUUCCCGGAAAUCAACAGCGAUUUUCAGUUGGUAAAAAAUGACGAAGACGUGCCGGAGGAAAUUCAAGAGGAAAACGGGAUCCAGUAUCAGUACCGCAUUUACGAAAAAAUGGCCGAGUGACACACAAUAUUUUUAUAUAUUUUUUUGUAUUCAUUUAACUUGGAAGUACUAUUUUUUCGAAAUUCUGCAUUCCUUUUGUAGUUAUUAAUUCAGUCAACGACACUAAUAUAUAGAAGCGGUUAUUGAUAAUAA